Messenger RNA from Mytilus trossulus (common blue mussel), 498 nucleotides. RefSeq names its product ankyrin repeat domain-containing protein 50-like. The transcript has a single exon. The record is from RefSeq and is a predicted model, not a curated record. Gene Ontology annotation, molecular function: protein binding. NCBI's taxonomy places the organism in Eukaryota, Metazoa, Mollusca, Bivalvia, Mytilida, Mytilidae. The coding region runs from base 1 to 498 and encodes 165 amino acids.
AUGAGCUGCAGUCAAGCCAAUGAAGAAUCAACAUUGCAGAAACCAAGUCAGCAAAGGCAGGUUAACGAUGUAAAAACAACGUUAAAACGUUCGACAAACGAUGAUAGCUAUAUUUUUGAAACACCAUUGUUGAAAGCAAGUUAUUACGGAUAUAUUAGUGUUGUAAAAGAAUUUAUAGAGCGUGAUGCUGUUGAUGUUAACCUCUGUGACAAAGAUAAAUGUUCUCCACUGUUUUGGGCAAUCCAUGAAGGACAUGCACUUGUUGUUACAGAGUUACUGCAACAUUCAGCUAUAGUAAAUAAUUGCAAUGAUAUUGGCGUGACACCACUUUGGAUGGCAAGUCAACAAGGACAUGUUAAUAUUGUUAAACAAUUGUUACAUCAUUCGGCCGAUGUAAAUAUAUGUGACAGAGAGGGCCAGUUGCCUCUCCAUUAUGCAAGAAUAAAUGGCAACUUGGACGUAGAGUUGUUGCUAUUAGGGAAACAAGGAAAUCAGUAG